AUGCUUCUUUUCGAUAUAUUUAUAACCUUUGGGUACUUGAGUUCGCUCGUCCAGUGUGCGUAUCAAACAUUCGAGUCAUCCACUUUCACUGCCAAGCUUGAUACCUCGUCUCAAACUUUAGCCUCGCUAUCUCCAAAGUCUCUUCCUUCUUUUGACUUUUCGCCAUUUGAUGUUAUCUCCAGUCGCUCAGCAAACGGUAAUUACCAUGUGGGCGACGUUACACUUCGAUAUCGUAACGUGGGAGCCACUGCAUGGACAAACAUAAAUUCUGCAACGGCACGGGCCGCAGUCAAAGCUUCUGCAAUCUCGGGAACAAAUUUCGCAGCAUCAGAUUUAACGCCAACGAUACCUGCUGGGUCACCUUUCAACAUCACGAGAGCGUGGGGUUUUGAAACUGGGGACUUGACGCUGAAGGUUACGCUGUUAAAUAACCAAGCUAGCGAUAUUGAAAUUGGCGCUUUUGGUUUUCCUAUAGAGUUCAAUACCAUUUUCACGGCGAGAACGUCUGUCGAUACUCAAGCCAAAUGCUCCUUGAUAGAUCCCAAUAUAGGGCUUGACGGGGGAUUUCUUAGAGGUAAAAAUAUUUUUUAAUUAUCCAAGCAUUCCGUUUUCUAACCAAUAUUUUAGUUACGCCGUUGAGUGGAACUGGCCCAGCACUUGUUAUAACCCCUAUGUAAGCUGAACUCACAUAAUUCUUCUUUGCUUCACGUGAUCCACUUCGUCAUAACCCCGAAUUUCACGCCAAAAAGCUCGGUCGAGUGAUUGACUUCUUGAGUUUGGCCUCUCAAGUUUCUGUCUACACAAAGUUCGCUUGGAUUAUCGGCUUCCCGUAUUCACUAACCUCCCAACAAAACUCGAACCAAUCAAGUAAAGUAUAGCUAACUUUAAGCUUUCCCCUCACAGAAACGCGCCAUUUGAAGCUUGGAGAUUCCUUACAGAAAAUACAGGCACUUCACUUGCAUACCAAAGUCAAACCUUCGAAGGAUUUUAUUCAUGGGAAACAUUCACAAAAGCCUACGCGGAAAACGAGUGGAAGUCUACUGUACCAUGGAACCCUCCAACUUCCAAGAUCCUCGCCUCGAAACAAUCCAUCACACUAGGUCUGAAGUUCUCGUUAGCAGAUGAGAUAGCUACCAUCGGGAAUGCUGUUAUUGCUGCAAAGACCCCUCUUGCAGUUGGUACUCCAGGGUAUAUCAUCCCGCAAGAUUUGCAGGCAACUUUGAAACUUUAUUACAACAGCUCUGUUUCCUCUAUCAGUGCAGUGCCCACGGGCGCAUUUACAUUUAAAUCCACCACUUCAAACCAGUAUACUCUAACACCAAGCUCCUCGGCAUGGGGUCGACUUCGUGUCAUGGUAAAUUAUACCGACGGAAAAUCGCAAAGCAUACACUACUAUGUUACUAAAUCUGCCCCAAAAACGAUCUCAGAUCUCGGUAACUUUCUAACAACCUCACAAUACUUUAAUGAUACCUCAGAUCCCUUUGGUCGCACACCAUCCAUCAUUUCAUAUGAUCGCUCAGUCAACAAGAUGGUAACUCAAGAUCCCCGCGUGUGGAUAGCGGGAUUAAGCGACGAGGGUGGUGCGGGUUCCUGGUUGGCAGCUGCUAUGAAGCAAGCAGCACAGCCCAAUGCAGCAGAAGUUACCAAGCUCGAAGAUUUCAUUCAUAAAGUGUUAUGGAAGACACUACAAAACUCUGACUACAGUGUUCGCAAGAGCGUGUUCUUUUAUCAGCCAGGUCAGGUGACCUACACUUACAAUUCAAGUCUUAGUUGGGGUAAUUGGUGGAGUUGGAAUAAAGCUAAUGCUUUUGCAACGGAUCGUGCGUAUGACUAUGUCCAUGUGGCUGCGGCCUAUGUAAGUCUUCUCCCGCAGCUUCUUUAUCAUGAAACUGACAUUUAGUACAGUGGGCAAUUUAUCGAGUUGCCCGUGGUUACCCCUCGCUGGUAAGUUGAAGCCUUCUUUCUUGUAUUUUACCAUUGUAGAGAAAAGAAGCUAAAACUCCGAUUUCAAGGUCAAACAAGCAGACUGGAACUGGUACCUCACUCAAGCCUACAAAACAGUAUCCUUCUGCAUAUCCACCAACGUAGGAUACAGUCAGGUAGGCCUGAUGGGCGAAACCGUCUUUGGCUAUCUUCUUCUCGACCUGCAGCGUGAGAAUCUCACCACUGAUGCAAAGAAUCUUGAGCAACUCAUGCGUACCCGUGCUGCACGUUGGAAUUCUGAAGCUGUUCCAUAUGGAAGCGAGAUGGCGUGGGAUUCUACAGGACAAGAGGGCGUGUAUUACUGGAGCAAACACUUCAACUUCACCACGACUGUUGUGAAGACUAUUCAUUCAAUUCUUGGUUUUACUCCAGGGGCAGUUAGUCAUUGGGCUUGGCAGGGAAAUUCCAGACGUUAUUGGUUAGUUGGAAUCACUCCUUGCCACCUAUUGUUUACAUUGCUGGCUUGGCGCUGAGCGAACUCCAUUUCAAAGAACCGUCAAGCGAUCUCCCUGAUAAAGUUUGCGAGGAAGCUAAUUCAAUAUUCAGGGACAACAUUUACGGAGGGAAAUUGAUGCGCUAUGAAAGACAAGGCCAUCAUUAUGGGUCCGCACUAAAUGCACUUCCUCUUCUCGACUACUUCCAAGCAAAUCCAUCGAUGACCUACCUUUUACGGGUAGGAUAUGGUGGUAUGAAUGGCCCCCUAAGCAAUAUUGACCAAGAAGGUUUCGCUUCCGCGAGCUUCCAUACGUGGCCCGACACUCUGGCCUUUGACGCGUACAGCGGAGAUUACGGACCAGGAUUCUUAGGGUUGGUACUUGGUGCAGGCACAUAUAUUAUUGAAGAGUAUGGUGAGACCGUGGUUUUCGGUGGAAACCUGAGCCAAGAUGGCGAUGCGUUAGUGGUGGAGUUGAGGGAUGCGGUGAGACGGAGAGUUUAUUUGGGAAAAUAUGGGAUAGAAUUGACUGUUGAUGCUGGUGCUAUCGAGAAGGUGAGGGUUGUGAGUAAUCAGGUGAUAGUUUCGCUGGCGGCUAGUGUUGAGAGUAUAGCUGGGGAGCCAAAAGCAAAUUCGUCUAUUCUGUGGGUUGAGAGUAAAGUUUCGGGUGCGAGAUCGUUUCAAGUCGGGGAUGGAUUGAAGAAAGUACGUGGAGGCUCACAAGUGGACUUGAGUGGAGGAUCUGUCGACGUUAAUAUCACCUUUGCUUGA
Hymenoscyphus albidus is the source of this 3187-nucleotide messenger RNA. Lineage: Eukaryota; Fungi; Ascomycota; Leotiomycetes; Helotiales; Helotiaceae. The record is from the annotation of a GenBank genome assembly.